Exophiala aquamarina CBS 119918 is the source of this 3255-nucleotide messenger RNA. RefSeq lists its product as uncharacterized. The record is from RefSeq and is a predicted model, not a curated record. The transcript has a single exon. Lineage: Eukaryota; Fungi; Ascomycota; Eurotiomycetes; Chaetothyriales; Herpotrichiellaceae. Gene Ontology annotation, molecular function: microtubule binding. The coding region runs from base 1 to 3255 and encodes 1084 amino acids.
AUGGCACUCACGACUCCCACCAAUGCGCAUUUCCCCCGCUUCGACCCCCCCAUAGAUUUCGACUCACAAUCUCCAUCACGAUCCCCCCGCCGCAAAGCCUUUGCAAUCAAGGAAUUGGAUCCAUUGCUUGCAAAUCUUUCCCCAGACUCCACUCUGAAAGCCCUGAGGACGACUGAGACAAUACCCGGCGGCGCCGCGCAGGAUGCUCUCACAACGAGCAUAGCUGAUGCUUCCUCCUCCGAACGAGAAAUUGGUAUAAGAGCCGCUUUCGCCGCACAGAAGUUGCGGGAAUGGAGGACUGAGGUGACUCAAUGGAAGUGGCCAAACAAGAGAGAAAGAGCACUCGGUUUGGGUUUCACAACUCCACAGAACACGGAGAGUUCGCGUCUCGAAUACUUGGGUUCUCUACCCAUUGAUCUCGUUGACCAAUACGAAGGGAGACUGGAUGAAAUUAGAGAUGACCUUGAUAGUCUAGGUAUUGAGGAGAUCAAGGAUCAUGUCCUCGAAGCCCAUGUUCCUGCAACAAAGUCGGAUUCCACCACCAAAAGACCCAUUGGUGUCCGCACUAGCUAUGGAAGGAUGCGAGAUUUCACUGCUCUCAUUACCGCAACUGUCAUCCAAGCCCUUCCUGAUCUUGCUAAAUUGAAUAUUCUCCUCGACGAAUGGGAUAUUCGCUUGAAGGUACUACGAAACCUUCCCAAAUUUCGCCUAGUCUUGGCUACUGUCCAAUCGGGCAUUCAGUCUGCUAUGCAAGAACUUCAUGAGCCCGAUUUGUCACGAGAUAUAACAGAUGUCGCAUACGACAACAAGAAAGCUGUCUUAGGUGAGCAGGUGGCAGAACUUGGACGGAGAGCAGAUCGACUUUUGGACAUCCUAGAAGGCCAUGAAGACUCGCUUCCACAGAUCUGGAUCGAUAGAUUGGAGAAAAUUGAGCUUGACUACGCAACGUGGGUGGUCGAUGCUCAUCGCGCCGUCUUGAAGAACAACUUAUCGCCAUCCCAUACCUCCACGCCUGUGAAGGACGCCAUCUCUCAAGGUAAAGUCGUUGCACCAUUCGAAAGUGCGAACUCCACUGUGCCUGAGCCUGGUGCUCCACACGUACCUGCAACUCUCGAACCCGUAGGGCACGUGCCACCAGAAUCCGGCACAUCGACUGCAACAGGGCUCGAGCCGGAACCGAAGGCAAAACGAAAACCUUCAUUGACAAUCGCCCUACCAGAAGUUAGGGGACAUAAGAGAGAAGCCUCAAAAGUAUCGGUCGCCGACUCGACUUUCUCAGCAUUUUCGGAUAUAUCUAAUGCUGAGAUCAUUGAUGUCACAAGGACUAGUGUCUUACCAAGCCCAAAAAUCAAUGUUGUUGAGAAUCCUUUGAAGCCAAAUGGCGAAGACUCGGUUUGGUUCGGCAACCAACCUGUUGCCAAAAGUCAGGAUGGUCCUAAACCGCCAAUGCUUCAGCGGGCUUCAACCACUUCAAUUGAAGUGGUCCCUAAUCAUCAGCUGAGAAGAGUCUUGUUGACAAGAUCUGCAAGUUGGGACAUGCUCUCCCAGAACAUGCCCGAGUCUCCUGCGCCAAGUACUCCUUCAAAGGCUCUCAAGCAGCUCAGCGGACGCGAGUCUCCAAAGGCCAAAGCCCCCUCAGCCGGACUGGGAGAUCCUUCGACAUCCUCGCACCCUUCGAUUCCGUCUCUAGAUCCCACUUCUCUACCAUUUCCCUCUCCGUCACUAUUUGUUGAACCGCUACGUAUUCGGACUAAACCUGAAGAUUUGGACCCAGUUCUGAUGCCCAGCCUUCCCAGGAGGUCGAGUAAGCGCAACACAAUUGCGACUGAGGGAGCAUCAUCGCCACUGCCGCCGAUCUCCAGUGCGAGCCCCAUAACGCCAAAAACAAAUCAAGAGCACGAGUCACUUUCUCGCAAGACAUCUAGAACUCCCACGGAGCCAACAACGCCGAAGCAUAAUAAGAGAGCAUCGCUUGAUGAGAAGAUCCAAGAUCUGCUCACCAGCUUACCGACCAAGAUCCGAUUAGCAAAAGACAGUGACUCCUUCAACAUCACACAACCAUCAUCCAAUUCAUCGACCCGUGCUUCAACUCCCACGCCGGCGUUGACUCUAUCGGCGGUUAGAAAUGAGCCAACAAGCCGCAAGAGUAGCGUUGGUGACUCGGAGAUCCGUUUGUACCACCUUACUCGCGCAGGACAAGCUCGCGAUGCUCCUCCGGUGAAACUUUUUGUCCGCACUAUUGGAGAUGGCAAUCGAGUGAUGGUUCGUGUUGGAGGAGGGUGGGCUGAUUUGGGAGAAUAUCUCAAAGAAUACAGUCUCCACCAUGGAAGUCGAACUACCGGUGAUGGCCAACUUGAAGUCGCUAGCUUUCCAGUCAAUGGAAAGAGAGAAUCUGUGGGUUCAACGAAUGCGAAUGGAGCCUCGGGCACUAAGGAACGACGAAAGUCAAGAUCACCUGUGAUUGCUCAGACUGGCUUCGAGAAUAAUAGUCCAUCCAAGUUGCAAGUCAUGAAGCCUCGCUCCGUACUGAUCAAGCCACGACCUGCUGACCGUGGUGAUACUUCCGCGAAAGAUGAUGUUACCUGGACGCCUCCGCCCGUGCCUGCAAUUCCAGCAUCAUUCACCACGAUUUCUCCUACCAUGAGAACCACGACAAGCUCUGAUGGGGCAGCAAAUACUGACAUUAUCGAUUCUGACCCGAAUAUCCUACCAAUCGCAUUGUCUUUUGCGGAUCCCGACACACCCUCCGGGAUGAGAUCGUCAACUAUUCUCAGCGAUGACAGCACGACGACAACCACUGUGGUAACUCCUCCAACAACAAGCAAUACCAAUUACACCCCCCUUGGCGCUGCUGGACCCAAGAUUAACAGCAAGAGAGCAACUACUUAUGGGGGAUUGCCUACAGCUAGCCGUGAUGCUUGGGUUGAAGGAAUAGUCGGGAAAGCUAGGGCUGUCAGUGGCGGAUCUCAAGCCAUCACAAAUGGCCCUACCACGACUACGACGACCACAACCACGAUCUCCUCGACGCCGAAGAGUCGUCGCGCUUCUCUCUUUAGUUCCAGCCCUAGGUCAAGUCCUACUAGUGUUGGAACCAUCUCGCCGAGUACGAGCACGGGGUCAGCGGACACUGGCCUAAAGAGUCGUCCAACGAGUUUGAUGCCUGUAUCUCGGCCCAAAAACCGCAUGAGUCUGGCAGAUAUUGGGGGAAUCAAGCGAGUCUUUUUGAGAAAGAAAACUGGCGAUCCAGCCAAAUGA